UAAUUUCCAAGCAGAUACUUUAAAGAUUCCAAGAUGGUCAACCGUGGAAAGAAAACCAGUGAUAAAGAAAAUGCAAGACCAGUUUCUGAACCUGAAAGUGGCUCUGAAAGUGCUGGAAACGAUAAACCUCUAAAGUCUAUCCGUCCUAUGUCAAGCAAUGGAAAGAAAGACAAGCGACGCAGAAAGAAACCUGAAACCUUUGGUCGCUACCUUCACAAAGUUCUGAAGCAAGUUCAUCCCGAUAUUGGAAUCUCAAGCAGAGCAAUGGGAAUAAUGAACUCAUUUGUCAAUGAUCUCUUCGAAAGGCUCGCCGUUGAAGCAGCUAAACUCGUCACUAUCAACCACAAGUCGACACUAUCUUCCCGAGAAGUUCAAACGGCAGUCAGGCUUUUGCUUCCCGGAGAAUUGGCAAAGCACGCGGUCAGCGAAGGCACCAAGGCUGUUGCAAAAUAUUCAAGUCAACAAUGA
This is a messenger RNA of Actinia tenebrosa (Australian red waratah sea anemone), 468 nucleotides long. RefSeq names its product late histone H2B.L4-like. Gene Ontology annotation, cellular component: nucleosome. The record is from RefSeq and is a predicted model, not a curated record. Gene Ontology annotation, molecular function: structural constituent of chromatin; protein heterodimerization activity; DNA binding. Lineage: Eukaryota; Metazoa; Cnidaria; Anthozoa; Actiniaria; Actiniidae.